Molecule: messenger RNA, 672 nt
Organism: Peronospora farinosa
Lineage: Eukaryota; Oomycota; Peronosporomycetes; Peronosporales; Peronosporaceae
Source: the annotation of a GenBank genome assembly
AUGACUUCGACUGUGUCUAAUGAACUGCUGCAGCUUUGUGCUUGCUACAAGGACAAUCACACACCUCGAUUUGUACCUCAAGUUGACAAUCACAACGAAGUUUUGAGUUCGUCAGUUACUGACCUUUCGGACGAUUCGACGCUUACCAAAGAUGAUCUUGUUUUUCUUAGUGAUCUCUUUGGUGUCGCGAAUCCCACGACGAAUGUUUCAUCUGUCAAGCUAAAACAAGUGACUUCGACGCAACCUCAUAGUCGCAAACGUCCGCGAAGUACCAAGGGCGUUUCGGAAAAUGGCAGGGUCUUACCCAAAUCACAACAGCAGCGUCAGAAGCUGGAGAUUGAGUUUUUGAGAAAACAAGUUGUCGAGUUGCAAGCGAGGAUUGAGGAAUUGCGUGCGCGAAAAAUGGAGCGGAAACGGCAGAAAUUGCAAGGUGCCUUGAACGAUACCAGCCCCGCUUUAAAUCCAUGGGUAAAUUCGACCAACAGCCACGUCAUUGCAGUCCAACAACUUGAGGAACAGAAUGAGAAGCUGCGCAGUCAAGUGACAGCAUACCUCGGGGAGCUCAAACAGUUUGAGCACAUUGCGCGGACCCAGUACAUGGCAAACGAUUUUCCUGAACCGAUGCACUUCACUGGACACCCCGCUACGAAUUACUACUCGACGUCGUACUAA